UCGAAAUCGAGUCAGACGUGAACCUAAUUACCACAGCCUACUUUGAAGCGCUUCCUACACACACAUGGGAGUUGCCACAGCCAACGACGUCGGCUACGUGAUCUCCCCGGAUGACCAGCUCCAGAACGGGCUAAAUGACUAUAUCAUCUCCCCUCAAGAGCAACGACGGAACUUCUCCAUGCUGGAGACGGCAUCAGCGUCCCACAGUGACGAUGGAGGCAAAUAUGAGACUGCAGUGCUGCCGUAUCGCCCCAGUUCCGAGUCGGACACAAGCUCCGUGAAUUUCACCGAUUCACUAAUGGUCGUGGGGAAGCAGCUCCCAUCGGGGAGAGCUGUGGCAGCUCUGGAUCUCUUUGCGCGCGAGAAUAUCGGGCUGCUCAUCAACUACAUCGCGGUCGGUGCAGUACACGGACUCUUCCAAGCCGUGAUGUAUCCGUACUUGAACGUUUAUCUCAAUAUGGACGACUACUUGGCCUACUCUGCAGAGCGGUGGCUUGCAGUACCCUGGCUACUCAAAGUCUUCUUCGCAAUGCUGUCAGAUGGAGUUCCUAUCAAAGGUUCUCGUCGACGAGCGUAUAUGCUGAUCGGGUGGAUAAUUUGCUUCUUCUUUUCGUUUAUCUUGGCUGUGUUGCCGUCAGAAACGCCAUACUUGACGGACGGAGUUGUGACCAACAGUGCUGCUGCUGAAGCUGGCAACAAAUAUGUGGCAAUGUUCGUGAUCGCUACAUUUGGUUACGUCUUGGCGGAUACUGCGAGUGAUGGAAUGUUGGUGGAAUUUGCACAACUGCACCAAGCAAGCGAGCAACAGCAGAUGCAGUUCCACCACCAACAGAGAGAGCUGCAGGGUGAUGUCAAUCCGAUGCCAAUGCCUCCCCCUCGAGCGUCAGGGCCGACUUAUGUUGUCACGACACUGUUUGCAGCCCGCUAUCUCGCGCAAUUUUUGAUGAUGUUCCUCGUGACUUUCAUGUGCAAUAGCGAUUCCUACGGAGGUACAUUUGGAUGGGGAGCAUCAGUCAACAGUGCGAUGAUAAUUGCCAUCCUGGUAUCGGCCGCAACAAUCGCUUCGACGUGGUUUUUGCUGUUAGAAGACGAAAACCCGGCAGGUUACAACGUUCACAUCUUAACGCCGCGUGAGUGGAAAGCUACUGCGUACAAGCUGUUCCACCAACGCGCAAUCGUUCAGGUGAUGGCUUACACGUUCCUCUCGCGGCUAUGCUUUACAUACUACGCUACAUCAGCCAAGGCUAUCUACGAGUACUGGGCUCCAGCAGGGUCGCUAAUGACCAACAUUUUCUCGAGCUUGAAUGCUGCAGUGUUUGCGAUAGCAGCACUUCUAAUCGGACAUGGACCUACGAUGCGGCUCUUAAAGAAGCUUGGUUGGCGGCAGACUGUGGCUGGUUCAGUGGUGGUCACCGCUGGGCUCGUUCUCGUUGUGGCUCUCUUCACGGUAUUCAAUUUGGUACGCGUCGCUGGAUUGACGCUGUUUGUUGAGCAGAUCAUUGCAAUGUUCGAGGCGCUCGCGUACUUCAUGGCUCUGCUCGCCGCAGUAGCAGUCGCCGAGCCUGGACUGGAGUGUACGUCGUUCAGUUUGAUAACUACGACGGGAAAUCUCGCCGUUCCGUUCGCCAUUUCGCUGUCCCAAGCCAUCGGAGAGCAUUUCGACGUUUACGACUCAGAAAAUGAAUCGGAUUCGAGUCAUGCACGAGCACAAGCCAUGUACUGCUUCCUCGUUGCGGUAGUUAUCCGAGCGCUGCACCUUACACUGCUACCUCUACUUCCCGAUUGCGCGGAGGCUGCACGUGCCUUGAAGCUCUCGCGCUUCACUGGAAGAAAAGGCUUGGUCAUUGUGAUCGCAGCUACUGUGUGUGCAGUAUUCAUGGUUUUCUGGGCUCUGCUCACGACGACACUUUCGUCGUUUGAACGUACUUCUUGCCUCAAUGUAGCUGGUGGAGAAGGCUGCUAGCAAGAGAUACCCACAGUCUUGGAAGACUGUAUUUUAUCCUCAUUUCAUUGCUGUAUUGGUAUAAGAGGAAUUUUCCAUAGCGACGUCAUUUUUGCAAUGUGAAUCACUGCUAGCCGUGAUACGUCGCUGAAGCUGAGACUGAAUGACGACACAUCACUUCAUUGAAUAUGAUCCAGCAUACACAUACACAGCACUUACUUAGCUCGAGUUCAGUGUGUCUGCGAUGGCCUGGAUCCAGAACGCAGCGGCCUUGGCUCCAGGGUCAGGGAUGCCAGCGCCAA
Phytophthora nicotianae INRA-310 is the source of this 2244-nucleotide messenger RNA. RefSeq lists its product as hypothetical. The record is from RefSeq and is a predicted model, not a curated record. The transcript has a single exon. Lineage: Eukaryota; Oomycota; Peronosporomycetes; Peronosporales; Peronosporaceae. Bases 65 to 1963 code for a protein of 632 amino acids.